Ceutorhynchus assimilis (cabbage seed weevil) is the source of this 2394-nucleotide messenger RNA. The record is from the annotation of a GenBank genome assembly. NCBI's taxonomy places the organism in Eukaryota, Metazoa, Arthropoda, Insecta, Coleoptera, Curculionidae.
CUUUUUUUUGUUCAGAACAGCAAAGAAUGUAGUUUUUACAGAAAUGAAUUAAAUCAUGGAAAUUUAAUAUCGAUAGUCGAGAGUGUUAAAAUUAAAUUAUAAGAUAAAUAAAAUUACAGAAAUUAUCUUCCACUUCCUACUGUUUAAAAAUUAGAACCUAACCAACAACUUUGUACAAAACUAGGGAUGCUGAUAUCGAAAAAAAGUAUCGAUAUAUUUAAAUCGAUAUUUUUGUAAUAUGUUUCGUUGCAAAACAUAACCUGUCAAAGUUAAAAAUAAACAAAAGAAAGAACAGAAAAUUUCAAAAUUAUCACAUUCCAAAAAUGAUGGAAGUCUCCCCUCUAAGCAUAAUUCUAGUAAAAUCAGACAGUAAAGGGGACCGACUACUAUUCCGAUAUCCAUUUCAAGUACAGGAAACCAUACAAACUCCUAGCAAAGUCCGGAAAAACUUAUAUGCAUUCCAAGGGCUAGAAGAAACUAUACAGAGCGCUGUGAUAGUGUCCACUUCCAAUAUUAGCAAAGGAACGAUCACGGGUUUCAGUGACGAAGUCCUCUCUUCCUUGUUUGCAGUGAAAACAGAUUUGUGCAAUAAAAAGUUUGAGCUAAAAGUUAAUGAUGUAAGAUUUGUGAGCCACCCUACCUUGAUUCAACUAAAAAAUAAACAAGCAGAUAAAGAUGAUUCUGGAAUAAUGCUAAUUAAUAUUGUGUUCGCUUUAUCAGCUUUGGCCAGUCAUUCUGUAGUUAGAUGUUAUCAUGAUUUAAGUCAAAGAAUAGGAAUUAUUUUACGCCACGAAGAAAAACGUUGUGGAUAUAUCUCAGAACAAACUCUUAGUAUGAUGUCAUCUCAUGAUGAAGAUCCUACAAAUAAUGGGUCAGCCUUUCAAAAUAUUCUGGAAAGAUGUAAUUUGGCAAAUAACAUUAAAAAAAUUUACGAAGAUUUAUGUAGUGAUGGAGUUGUAAGUGUUAGAAUUAAUAGGUGGAUUGGCUUAAGUUUUUGUCUUCCACAAAAAGCUCAUCAGUGGCACUUGAGAGGGCAAAUUGUAGAGCCUGAAGAUAUUGAUAGGUGUAUUCAAGCACUAAGACCCUAUCACAGUUUAUUGUUACUUCAUCCUGUAGAACAUUUGAUCCAAUAUACCUGCCUAGACAGUUCUCCAUCAUUAGAAAAAUUAUUAGCCCAAUAUUCGCCAAUGAAAAAUUUACAAACCCUAGCAGCUGAUUCUGAUCUAACUUUAGCACAAAUCUUUGAACUAUCAGCUCAUCUAGUUUACUGGGCCAAAGCCACUGUGAUUUUUCCUGUUUGUGGCACAAAUAAAUAUGUGAUAUCUCCUCGUGCACCACUAAAUCAUAAUUCACCUCUAAUAGAAAAAUUUAACAGGCUAUUUCCUGGAUGUCAUCUUAUCCAGAUUAUAAAUGAAUUUUCUGUUCCCACUUCACUGCACUCCAAACUAAAUCCACUUUGUAAAACAACUUUGGAAUCGUCUUUAGCAAAAUAUAUUAUUUGGAUGUUACAGCAUCAUCUUUUGUUGCAAUUGCAUACUUAUAUUGAAUAUAUGCCUACUGAAAAUGGGUCUUCUGGUUCAAAGUCUCUAAAAAAAUGUGGUAAAACUCCUUCACCAAGGGCUAGUUCUGUUUUGUCUGCUUCAUAUCCUGAAGUAGCUAGGACUGAAUCAGAAAGUGGAACUUCUACAGUAUCAGAAGCACCUGAUUUAAUUAAACAGUUAAAUUUGGAAAAUGUUAGUUUCGCUUCAACAGAUGAUGAUAAGCACGAUUAUCAAGAAGAAUUAUUAUUGGAUUUUCCUGAUGAGGAACGAAGUCAGAUUUUUAAAAUUCCUGCUACAAAUACACCGGAUGAUUUGAAAUUGUUUGCCAGAUUAUGCAGGAAACGUUAUUUUGAAGGCACACAUCAUGUAGAAGAAAUAAUGUAUUUAGAGAAUUUAAGACGUAGUCAGUUGACACAACUUUUGGAUAAAUUUAGGGACGUUUUGAUCACUUAUGAUAGUGAAGAUCCUGCCAUAGCAAUGUUUUCUUGGAAUAGUUGAAAAAAAUUAAAUGUUAUGUUACGCUUGUUAUAUUAUAUAAAAUUAUACCUAUGGUGAUUAUUAUUUAUAAGUUAAGCUUUAGCAGUUUUAUUGAACUUAUUGUUUUUACUAAUUUCUUUUUUUUUUAUGAAAAUGAAACUUUAUUGAAUUAUUGCUUUACCAUUAACUUAUCUGUGUUAUUUUCACUGAAAUUUGCAUGUGAUGUUCAGUUGAAUAAAUGGCUAUAAUUGUUCUAUUGAAAAUUUUUGUAUUAUUUUCAGUAAGUGGAAAUAUAUUACUGAUAAUACUGGCAAUAACACAUUAUAGUGUGAAUCAGAGACCUUAAAACAAGUUUCGAAAAAUCAGCCAAUCAGAG